Paramuricea clavata is the source of this 2277-nucleotide messenger RNA. NCBI's taxonomy places the organism in Eukaryota, Metazoa, Cnidaria, Anthozoa, Malacalcyonacea, Plexauridae. The record is from the annotation of a GenBank genome assembly.
AUGUCAGAAUGCCUAAACUAUUUCAAGAAAACUCUAUGUUCAAUUAACCCAAACAAACUGUUUUGUAUUCCAAGCUGGAUUCCGAAGUUAUCCGAUCCUAUCGUAAACUUUGACCUUCAAUCCCCAACAUAUCGCCAAGUUACAAACAUUAUUCGCAGAAUGAAAGCUUCUGGAUCGCCUUGUCCUUUAGAUCAACUUUCAAUAAUUUGCUUCAAACGUUGUCCAUUUUUGCGCACUUAUCUAACCGAAGUGAUACGUAGCGUCUGGUCUUCGAAAUCUGUACCAGCUGAAUGGAAAAAAGCGUGUUCUAUUCUUAUCCACAAAAAAGGCAAUACAAGUGACCCCUCCAAUUUCCGCCCAAUUACUCUAGAACCUAUACCACUAAAAGUGUUUACCUCUUGUCUCCGCAAUGCUAUGUUCUCGUUCCUAACUGCUAAUAACGUUAUUGAACAUCAGAUUCAAAAAGGUUUCACUCCCAAUCUGUCUGGCACUCUGGAACACACUGCUCAAAUGACAAAUAUUAUCAACCAAGCGAGAAUAAAGCAGCGCUCUGUUGUCAUCACCCUUCUCGAUCUCAAGAAUGCUUUUGGUGAAGUGCAUCAUAAUCUAAUUCAAUCUGUCCUCGACUAUCAUCACAUUCCCAAAGACGUUAGUGAAAUAAUAAAGAGCUUGUAUACGGACUUCAAUACUGCAUUUAUAACAUCAGAAUUCUCUACCCCAUUUAUAACUGUCGGUCGUGGAGUUCUUCAAGGAGACUGUCUUAGUCCUCUAAUUUUUAAUAUGUGCAUCAAUACCUUUAUUCAACAUAUAAAAACUGACAAAUACCGGCAAUUUGGUUUCAUUACAAAUCUUUUAAACCCAGUCCAUUGGUUCCAGUUCGCUGAUGAUCUUUUAAAUCGAUUCUCGAUCUGGUGCCAGUGGUCUAACAUGAUUGUCAGGGUUGAUAAGUGUUCAACAUUUGGGAUCAGGAAAAGUCCGACAAAAUCUAUCCAAUAUUUACCUAAACUUCUGAUUAACAAUGAAUUGAUACCUGCCACUAAAACCGGAGAGUCGUUUCGAUACUUGGGGAAAUAUUUUGACUUCAGUAUGUCCGAAAAAGAACACAAACAAGAGCUAAUCACUCUCAUGGACGACAUUAUGUCUGAAAUUGAUCUCAAACCUUUGCACCCGAAAAAUAAACUUUUGCUUUAUAGUCGUUACCUCCUAUCCAAACUUUCCUGGCAUUUCACUGUAACCACCAUAUCAAGAACCUGGGUCUCUGAAAAUAUGGAUUCUGUGGUGAACAAGUGCGUACGUAAAUGGCUUGAAAUACCUAUAUCAGGAACUCUAUCUAACGUCUACCUUACCAGCAACAAGUUUGGUCUAAAUAUCUACCCGCCGUCAAUUAAGUUUGCUCAGUGCCAAACAGUUGCCCGUAACGCCUUAAAGACCUCUCCAAAUCAUUCCAUAAAAAACCUCUGGAAAACAACAUCUGAAAGCAAAAACAUUCAGUACGACGUUUACACCUCGACAAAGGAAGUCCUUAAAACUUUUAACUCCGGACAAGAAGACAAACUGCAGAAUCAUCUGAUUUUGCAAGGCUCCUUCUUCUCAAAUGUCAUUAAGUUUUCACUGUCGAAAUUAAACGGCAUAUGGUCUAAAUCCCAAUCAAACCUCCCAAAGAAUAUCUAUAACUUCACCAUUCGUUACAUCAAUAACUCACUUCCAACCCGUAAAAACCUUACUAAAUGGGGAAUAUUGUCCAACUCUGAUUGCUCCUUCUGCUUAAACCCUGAAACCCUUUUACACGUAGUUGCUGGAUGUCAAACGUACCUCCCACGAUUUACAUGGAGACAUGAUUCUGUUCUGAACUUCAUAGCACAAACGCUACAACCUGUAAACAACUCCAAUCUUUUCGUCGAUCUUCCUGGUUAUAAAAGCCCAUCAAUUGUAACUGGUGACACAUUCCGCCCAGACCUACUUCUAUCUAUCAACUCGGAUUGUCUCUAUAUCCUUGAACUUUCUGUUGGUUAUGAGUCUGAUCUACAAACAAAUGUUGAUCGGAAAAGAAGAAGAUACGAAGAUCUCAUUACACAGCAAAAGAAACAAUUUAAGUCCGUAAAAUUUGUAAAUUUGUCAAUUAGUUCUUUAGGCGUCUUCCCAAAAGAAUGUCAUUCCUUUUUAGAUAUGUUAAAUGAUCUAGGUCUUGAUAAAAGACACCAACAUUUUGCUAUCACGAAAAUUAUGUCUAUCGCGAUUAUUAUUAUUAAUGGUUUAAGAUACACACCUUCGCAAUAG